Molecule: messenger RNA, 816 nt
Organism: Stomoxys calcitrans (stable fly)
Lineage: Eukaryota; Metazoa; Arthropoda; Insecta; Diptera; Muscidae
Product: keratin, type II cytoskeletal 2 epidermal-like
Exons: 1
Coding region: 1-816 (271 amino acids)
Source: RefSeq, a predicted model, not a curated record
AUGCGUGCUUUCAUUGUCUUGUGUUUGGUUGCAGUUGCCAGUGCCGAUAAAUUGGGCUAUAAUUAUCAACCCGUGGGUCACUCUGACAGUGGUUUGUCCUUUGCACCUGGAAGUGGCAGCAUUGGCGGUGGCAGUGACAUCGGAGGUGGUAGUGGUAUUGGAGGUGGCAGCAUCGGCGGUGGUAGUGGCAUUGGAGGUGGUAACUUUGGCAGUGGCAGCAUUGGCGGUGGUAACUUCGGCAGUGGCAGCAUUGGCGGUGGCAACUUUGGCAGUGGCAGCAUUGGUGGCAGUGGAUUCGGUGGUUCCUCUUACGAUGCCGCACCAGCUGAAUUCGAAAAAGAGUUCUUCACCUUCUCUGCUCCCGAAAGCGAAUUCGAAGAUGCCAAUGCCGCCGAACGCAUUGCCAGCAGCGUUAAGCAAGGUCUCCGUGUAGUCUUCAUCAAGGGCCCCGAAAACAAGGGACUCGAAAAUGCAGCCCUUGCCUUGGCCAAACAAGCCUCCAACCAAAAGACCGCCAUCUAUGUCCUCAACAAACAAGCCGAUAUCGGAGAAUUGGCCAACAAACUCAAUACCAUCAACAGCAACAGCAACAACAAACCCGAGGUGCACUUUGUCAAAUAUCGUACCGCCGAAGAUGCUGCCAAUGCUCAGCGCGCCAUCCAAGGACAAUACGAUACGUUGGGAGGCAACUCCCAAAGCAUCAACGGUGGUGUUGCUCCUGUUCUCAACUUUGCUUCUCAGGCUGCCGUUCGCGGUGGCAACCCUCAGGCUCCCCAAAACGCUUAUUUGCCCUCAUCGGUGUUCCGUCGCCACUAA